AUGUGGUUGUUUUGCCAGGCUCCUCAAACCAUCCAGCAAUUUCUCUUUCCACUCCGCACGCGCCACCACCCAUCUCGACUUCACUCACACACGCGCCACCAGACAUCCGUCACUCUCCCCCCUUCCACCACCAACACCAACCACCUAAUCCAGACUCUCUGUCAGAAAGGACUCGUCAAACAAGCCAUCCAAGCUCUCACUCAAGAGCCUAAUCCAACUCAACGCACUUACGAACUCUUAAUUCUUUCCUGCGCCAUUGCAAAUUCUCUCCACGAUGCCAUUACAAUUCACCGUCGGCUUGUCGAAGAUGGGUUUGACCAAGACCCGUUCUUGGCAACUAAGCUUAUUAACACAUAUUCGGAGCUGGGUUCAAUGGAACACGCGCGCCAAGUGUUUGAUGAAAUUCCCAACAGAACUAUAUACGUCUGGAACGCCUUUUUUCAAGCUCUAACACUUGCUGGUCAUGGGAUAAACGUGUUUGAUCUCUUAUGCUCAAUGAGCACAGACGGGAUUAAACCAGAUAGAUUCACUUACACUUACGUCCUGAAAGCCUGUGUUGCAUCCGACACUUCAGUUUCAUUGUUACCCUAUGGAAAAGAGAUACACGCCCACAUCUUGAGACACGGGUUCGAGACCAAUGUUCAUGUUACAACUACAUUAGUCGACAUGUAUGCUAGAUUCGGGUGCGUAUCACAAGCCAGUCAAGUUUUCAAUGAAAUCCCUUCUAAAAACGUUGUUUCUUGGAGUGCUAUGAUUGCUUGUUAUGCCAAAAACGGGAGACCCUUGGAUGCACUCAAACUAUUCAAUGAAAUGAUGCUUGAAGUUCACGAUUCAACACCAAAUUCAGUGACAAUGGUUAGUGUUCUUCAAGCAUGUGCAGCACUUGGAGCCUUAGAGCAAGGUAAGCUAUUGCACGCGUAUAUCCUACGAAAACGUUUGGAUUCGGUGUUACCAGUUAUCGCAUCCCUCAUUGCCAUGUACACAAGAUGUGGUGAUCUUGAAAUGGGAAAACGGGUUUUCGACCAAAUGGUUAGGAGAGAUGUUGUGUCAUGGAAUGCAAUGAUUUCAGGGUAUGGAAUGCAUGGGUUUGGUGAAAAAGCAAUUGAAGUUUACAAUGAAAUGUUGCGUAACAAGAUUGAUCCUAGUCCUAUCACGUUUGUGAGUGUUUUAGGAGCUUGUAGUCACGCAGGGCUAGUGGAAGAUGGAAAGAGAUUAUUUGAAUCCAUAAGAAAACCUAUCAUUGAGCACUACGCGUGUAUGGUGGAUCUUCUUGGUCGAGCCAAUAGAUUAGAAGAAGCAGCCAAGAUUAUACAAGAAAUGAGAAGCGAACCCGGGCCUAAAGUCUGGGGUUCCCUUCUCGGAUCGUGUAGGAUUCAUGGCAACAUUGAGCUUGCUGAGAGGGCAAGCAAGCGGCUUUUUGAGCUUGAACCUACAAACGCAGGAAAUUAUGUGCUUUUGGCUGAGAUUUAUGCGGAAUUAGGGUUAUGGGAUGAAGUGCAAAGAGUGAAGAAGCUUUUGCAAAGUAGAGGACUUGAAAAGAAAUCCGGGUGUAGUUGGAUUGAAGUGAAACGGAAAGUUUACUCGUUUUUUUCGGUUGAUGAGUUCAAUCCACAUGUUGAACAACUCCAUGCUUUUCUCCUGAAAUUAUCAAUGGAGAUGAAGGAGAAAGGGUAUAAGCCCAAGACUAAAGUUGUGUUGUAUGAUGUUGAAGAGGAAGAAAAGGAGAGGAUUUUAUUGGGUCAUAGUGAGAAACUAGCGGUUGCAUUUGGGUUGAUUAAUAGUUGUAGAGGAGAAACAAUUAGGAUCACCAAGAACUUACGGUUAUGUGAAGACUGUCAUUCGGUUACAAAGUUUGUGUCUAAGUUUGCUAAUAGAGAGAUUCUGGUUCGCGAUGUGAAUCGCAUACACCAUUUUAAAGAUGGGGUUUGUUCGUGUGGAGAUUAUUGGUAA
Lactuca virosa is the source of this 1950-nucleotide messenger RNA. The record is from the annotation of a GenBank genome assembly. NCBI's taxonomy places the organism in Eukaryota, Viridiplantae, Streptophyta, Magnoliopsida, Asterales, Asteraceae.